CCUCGCCCCACUCCUAUGGUCCCGUUAUCCAACCUACAGCGCUACAGUGCCUGGCACUCCGCGCUGCUCCUCUUCGCCUUAUGCUGUUUUCUUAAAGUUCAUUUUAAUAGUAUCCUCUCGCAAUACUCGUGCCUGCCUCGUGCUUAUGGAUUCUGCGAACACGGCUGGCUGGGGGCGCUGUCCACCGCCGUCGCUCUGCUCGUCUCUCCUGUGACGAUCGCCUUUUGCAGGCGGAAGUCAACCCGCGUGACCGCCGUGCUGGGCGGACUGGUCACCGCGCUGGGAUGUCUGUUCACGUCGUUCGCCUCGCAGUUUCACCAGCUGUUCCUGAGCUACGGAGCUGUUGUAGGUAUCGGCGUUGGUAUGACACGUGACUGCUCCACGCUGAUGGUGGCCCAGUACUUCAAGCGACGCCGUGAGUUCGUGGAGAUCUUCAUCGUGUCGGGCAGCGGACUGGGGAUAGCCGUCAUGUCUGCAUUUAUCAGGGGCGCCAUCAGUGCUGUUGGCUGGCGGCUGGGUCUGCAGGCCGUUACCGGAGUCGUCUUCCUCACCUUCAUCCUUGGCACCUUCUACCGCUCUGCUUCACUCUAUCAUCCGCAGAGACGCGCCAUUUUGCACCUCAAGAACCAGAAACGCAAGAUCAAGGACAAGAACAAGGUAGACGACAGACCGCCGUUCUUCGAUUUCAGCACGCUGCGCAGUAAGACGGUGCGCAUCCUCUUGGUUUCGACUGGGAUCAGCUCCUUUGGUAUCAACACACCCAUCUUCUACCUGGCACACCAGGUGGAGCAGGAAGGGCUGGGCGACGUGGCCGUGCUGCUGCAGACAUACCUGGGAUUGGCCUGGACGCUGGGCUGCGCUGCGUUUGGCUUGGUGGUGGUGCAGAACUCUGUGGAGUGCCGCAUUGCACGCCAGUACCUUUGCCAGGCUGCAGUGUUCAUGUGUGGGCUGUCCAUCCUGGCACUGACUGCGGUCCAUGGCAACUAUCACGGCUAUGUCAUGUUUGCCUGGAUCUACGGGAUAUUCUGUGGAGGGUAUCACUACUCCCUCAAGAUGUACACAUAUGAGCGGGUGAGGGCACGCAACUUUGCGCGUACGUGGGGCUUUGUGCAGUGCUCACAGGCUAUUCCAAUUGCCAUUGGGGUGCCCAUAUCAGGUUACAUCAAUGUGGGCUGUGGUGGUAAGGCAGGUUACUACUUCAGUUCCACCUGCGUGCUGGUCGGUAGCCUCACGCUCUUCUUCAUUGACCUCCAUCGGCGUAACUUGGCACGGCACAAGCACACCCGCGCCAACGGAACGCAGCACCUCUGCGUUUCCGAGACGUGCCCCCAGAGGCGACGCCUCUCCUUCAGCCAGGAGCCGGACAACAAUGACCCGGGCGGCGGCGCCGCGGCACCCCCCAUGGUGGCCGUGAGCCCUGGCACACUGGUGAAUCCAGGGGCGGGUGCGUCAGAGCUGCUGGGAGGAGCAGGCAACCUACUGCUUGCAGCAGGGGACAAGCCCGAGCUGGAUGAUCUGGACUACAUAGGAGACUGUAUAACAUCAUGUAACAAGGUCGAGAACUACUUGAUGCUCAGCGAGUUUGAGAACAACCUCAUAGCCGAGAUGCCGGUGAUACUGGACAGGAAGGGGCGACGUUGGUCUCUCGCCAGGCAAAACACGCGGCCGGCAGACGACACAACAGCUGAAGUGAAGGUGGAUGAUGGGGAGGCAGCAACAGGUGCUCACCAUGAGGCGCGAAGGGGCUCUCGGGAGUUACCCGCGUUUCGAGCAAGCAAUACGUGGCGCCUCAUGUCGGGCCCAAAGCGAGUCAUCACCGUCAUUGACGAAGCAUCCGUGUGAUGGGACAGGCAGUAGGAAUGAAGUGGAAAGAAGCAUGAGGUCAGCUGGGCAGGUGAUUGAUCGAUCCAUGGACGUGUUUGCAUGGCUGUAUGUCAGGUGUGUGAGAGGAGUGGCACUGCUGUCAAUCCCAAGUGGCUCAGGAGGUCUACAGACAGCUCAUAAGCCCAGCUGGUGUACGGUGUGAACCUGCCUGUCCAGAUGUUGGCAGCUCACAUGUUGUUCUCAUCAUAAUUAAUGCCAUACUUUGGAUGCUGUCAGUUCUGUGUUUGAUCUGACCACUUUGCAGUAAGACAACACUGCCUAGCUUAACAUAUUUGCCAGAAUUUAAUUUUUCCCUGAAUAUAAUGCACACUCCACGUAUUAUUAAGAUUAAAUUGAAGAAAGUUUGUUCCCACAUCUGUUAUAAUCAGAUGUAUUCAAUAGUAUCGUGGCACUUACGUACUCUUACGUUGGAAGAUAAAUUUAAAUCCAACCUUUAAUCAUGAUUUCUUGUAUUGUUCACUGUUGUUGUGACAUAGGAGAAAGUAAUCUUAUUUCAGUAAAUGUGCAGUGAACGUGUUGAGGGUUCCUUUUGGGAGGAGAGUGUGUGUUGUGUUUAGGUACAUUCAGUGUGUUGAUGUCAGAUGUUCAUGUUCUUUUGAUUGCGCAUGUAGCAACUCCUUGGUGACAUUUUAUUUAUGUGUCACCUUCUUCUUGUAACUCAUGUUUCACUUAUGUACGUUGCUUCAUUUGUGACUGUUGUUCUAAUUUGCUUGCCACAUAAGGCAAUUUAAACAAAAUGCUGGACAGACUUUCUGACUUGCUGUUGUGUGUGGAUACAAAUAUUUUUAAUGAUACUCAAGGUGUUGGCAUUCUCUUUGUAUAUCUGUUAAGAACAACCUACAGUGGACCAACAUAAACUCUGUUCUUAGUGGGAUUUGUAAGAAAAUUUGAGAACAGCAAGUUAUUUUAUUGACUCCGAUCUUCAGACAUGCUCUGUGAAUCUCGUGAAACAGCUAAGGUCUCAUUUGUCAUGUUUUGUUUGAGAAAGGAGACGCACAUUGUAGCUUGUUGAGUAGAUUUGGUUUUCAGCCACGCUUGCCUGUCAGUGUUGCCUAUCCGUAUUGAAAAUGAACAGCUGUGGCAUCUCUUAAAUACUUCUUUACUGUACAAAACACAAGGACUAAUGCUUUAAAAUAGAGUACAGCCAAACUUUUGUCGUUUCUUCAUCUUCUUAGAAAAAUUAACCGAAGUUUAUUGAAAGCUAUUUGCUGUUCUCCACAUUUGUGACAAAGUGAGUUUAAGGUACUUUUUUGUUGCAGGUUCUCAUUAUUCUCAUGCAUUGCAUUUGUUUAGCUCUCAUAUGUUGCCUAACAUGAUGGUCACAGUGUGACUGUUUUGCAGGAAUUGUCACCUCCCAACAUUUGUGGAAUCUGUGAUUAUAGAAUGACAGUAUUUUGGCAUAUUAUUCUUUCUGUGUCAGUGAACCAACUGAAACACUCGAGCAAUGCCUCCUAUCAUUUGAUCUGGCUGAUGCUUAGAGACUGGUAUAAAAUUAUGUGAUUUAUGCUUGUAUGUGUUCAGAGAUGGCAUUAGCAUUGCUGCAGUUUGUUGCUUGUUUUGGGCUUAGAGACACAGAGGACGGCCGCAGGAAACGUUCGAGGUUUCACUUGCCUUGUGGCUUCUGAAACUUUUGUGCACUUCCAUCAUGUAAGUGUGUUUAAAUUUUGUUAUGAUCAUUAUAACUGUUGCAUAUUGUGUACGCUAUGGGAUAAGAUUGAGCACUUUCCAUAUAAGUGCACAACAUACUUGGUAUUCUCCCACUGUAUCUGUAGACUUAGCGUCUGAUAAGCGUUGUCCCCUUUCUCAAAGAACACAACAGCAUGUUGUAUGCAUGCAUGAAACACUUAACACACAUGCAAGUGGGUAAGUUAGAAUUUCAUUGGAGGACCAUAGUUGGUAAAAUUUGAGUCUACUUGUGGCAGCUCUGUUAGACUGUACUGGUCAACCAUGCCUGCUACUUGCCUUCAAGGAGUAAAUUAAGUUUCAGAUAUUAAUAGAGUAACAGUGGCUGAAUAAAUAUUUUAGACAAGGUGUUACAGAAAUGAAAGCGAUAAUUAUUAUAUAUUUGGUGUGUUGUAUAUGAUGGCCAAUAACAUGGAACUUCUUCCAUAUUGCUUGUGUGUUUUACGUUAUUAACAGCUGUGAUGUGUGUUGUGGUAUUGUAUGGUGAAAGAACACGGUGUGCACCAGCUUUCCAAUAUCAACGAACUGAUGUGUGUGUUGUGGCGACAAGAAUCUAGUCAAUAAUACCAACAGGGCAUAGACAGGUCUGAGGUUGGUAGCAAGUGACAAUAUGAAGAGUAUCGUCCAUUUUUACAACUUGUUAGGGUGUUCAGUGUCUGGGUAGAGUAUUCAUCAUUCGUAUACACCUUAUGUUAGCAAACGUGUCAGAAUUUGUGUUUCCAUAGCAACUCUGCCUGUGACUCUUAGCUCACUAUCUCACUAGUUUUAAAUAAACAUUUUACUAUAUUUUCAGAUUUCUGAAAUCAUCCCAUCUGUUUUGGCCACCUUGUCACCUGUACCUCAUUUGGAUCUUGAAGCAAACUGAAACUUGAAGUUAUCACAGUUCAAGAAGUCACAUGUCUUGUACAUUUGUUGAAAAGGGGUGAUACCUCAUUUGUAGUCCACAACUUUCCACAAACAUUUAGGUAUACAUUUGUGAUAUCAUCAUAGUUGUUUGUAUGUCUCUUCAACUCGCUAAACAAAUUUUUUACUCUAGAAUUUUUAUUAGCAUUUGAAAUCCACACUUCAUUUUUAUAUUUUAUAAAAUGUGUGAAUUUCUGGUCAGGCCAGCAACUGUUGGCUUCUCAAAAAGAACCAGUUAAUUAAUGUAAUUUUUAUAUCAAUUCAUAAUUGGUUAUUACUUAGAAUGGAGUUUUUAGUACAUUUUGAGAUAUAUUUUAUUAAAUGUUAAGCAGUGUGCAAAAUAUUUCAGAUGAAAAUUUAUAGGACGUAAUGAGAUAUAUUUUGUUUAGUGCUUGGUAAGGAGUUCUCAAUUCAAAUGCAAUUUAUGUUGUAUUUGAGUGAGCACUUCUUACCAAGCACUAAAGAAAAUUUCAACAGUACAUUUGCAUGGAGUCAUUUUAAAUUUCGGUUCAAAAAAGGGUCCAAGUCAUUGACCCAGUGUGAUGUUGCAGAAAGUGACCAGCACUUGUGCAACAGUGAUUCUUUAUCUUGAAACUUUGGUUCCUUACUGGCAUGUUGUGACAGUCGCAGGAGUCAUUGGAGCAGAAACAAGUUCUGACAGGAGUGCUUUAUUAUAGUAUGGAUGAUAUUUUUGUAGAACCAGAGUUGCUAUAUUUGUUACAAUAAAGAUGUAUAGCUUUGUGUGACUACAGUGAAA
This is a messenger RNA of Zootermopsis nevadensis, 5227 nucleotides long. The record is from RefSeq and is a predicted model, not a curated record. Lineage: Eukaryota; Metazoa; Arthropoda; Insecta; Blattodea; Termopsidae.